GGGAAAUGAAGAAGAUAAAGAUCGAAGCAGCCACAGUGACGACGAUGAUAACACCUUUGAUCAUAUUAUUAUUAUUCUUCCCUUCAUUCUCACUCUCUUGUCAAGAUGAACAAAAACAGUCUCUCCUCCAAUUCAAAUCAAACUUCAUCAAUCUCUCCUCCACCGUUUUCGCCUUUGAAACAUGGGACCCUGUUUCCGAUUGCUGCAGCUGGAGUGGAGUCGUCUGCAAGAAUUUAAAGUCUCCGGCGAGACCUGUGAUCGGACUGUACCUUAGCUCUAUCACUCCCGGCGAGUACGGGCCAGUAGUGACUAGUGGAGUUCUGGCACCUCUGUUCCAUCUCAGGAGCCUAAUGUUCUUAGACAUAUCAUCCAACUACUUGAAAGGUGAAAUUCCGGGAGAUGGUUUAGCCAAUCUCACCAAAUUGGUUCGUCUCGACAUGAUGGAGAAUCGCUUCACCGGCCCAAUUCCUUCUCAGCUUUUUCGUCUCAGAUUCUUGAGCUAUUUGGAUUUGAGCGGCAGUUCUCUCGACGGGCUGCUGAGUUCUGAAUUGGGUAAUCUUAGGAGCUUGGAGACUUUGACGUUAGAUGGGAAUUCUCUCCGGGGGAAUAUCCCUGGAGAAAUCGGUAACUUAACCCAGCUACGAUCACUGUCUCUUAGGCAGAACAAGUUUUCCGGCGGAAUUCCCGCAGAAAUGAUGAAUCUGAACCGACUGGAAAAGCUUGAUCUUGGAGGGAAUUCUCUUUCACUAGAAAUCCCAAAUGAGAUUGGAAACUAUUUCACCAAUAUGACGAUUCUGUCACUAAACAAGAACAGCCUAAGCGGUGGAAUUCCGUUGUCAAUUCAAAAUAUGACCAAAUUGGAAACACUUCAUCUUGAGGAGAAUAUGCUUACCGGAGAAAUCCCACCAUGGUUAUUCGAUAUGGAGUCAUUAACGGAACUGUUCCUAGGCGGAAUCAGUAAUCUCACUUGGAGAAACGAUCUACAGAUUGAACCCAAAUGCAUGCUUUCUCGUCUCUCUCUCAGUUCUUGUGGCUUAUCCGGCGAAAUCCCACAAUGGAUUUCGACCCAGACCAACCUCAAUUUCCUCGAUUUGAGCCGAAACAAUCUUCAUGGUCCAUUGCCGAAAUGGCUGUCUGAAAUGGACCUCGGUAGUAUCAUCCUGUCGGAUAACAAACUCAACGGCACUCUUCCUCCUCGUCUCUUUAUAUCCAAAAGCUUAUCGGUUCUUGCUCUCUCUCGUAACGAUUUCUCCGGCGAGCUGCCUGAUAAUAUAGGAGCUGCUACAGAGAUAAUGAUCCUCAUGUUAGCCGAUAACGGCUUCUCAGGUUCAAUCCCGGAAUCAGUUACUAACAUAUCCAGGCUACUGUUGCUUGAUUUAUCCAGGAACAGAUUUUCCGGCGAGAAGUUCCCGGACUUCGACCCGAAUGGGUAUCUCGCUUUCGUUGAUUUAUCGUCCAACGAAUUCUCCGGCGAUGUCCCAACCAAGCUCUCCUCCGAAACUCGUAUUCUUUCAUUGGGGAAAAAUAAAUUCUCCGGCGGUCUGCCGAGAAACCUAACCCGGUUCACGAAGCUCGAACAUCUCGAUCUACAUGACAACCAAAUCUCCGGCGAGAUACCGGAAUUUCUCUCUCAAGUUUCAACCCUUCAAGUUCUCAAUCUCAGAAACAAUACAAUCGACGGCCCGAUUCCAAAAUCCAUUUCGAACAUCACAGGUCUUCAGAUUCUAGAUCUGUCUUUAAACAAACUCAACGGAGAGAUUCCUCAAGAGCUUGGAGAUCUCGUCGGAAUGAUUGAUACGCCGGAGAUAAUUUCGUCAAUCUCAGACGUAUUCACCUUCUCCAUCGAGUUCAACGACCUUCUAGUGAACUGGAAAAAAUCCAUUAGAGGUCUGUCAAGCCGAAGCCUAUCCAUAUACUCUUUGCUUGAUCUAUCGAGAAACCAAUUAUCCGGAACAAUCCCAGAUUCUUUAGGCAAUCUCAAGGGAUUGAAGCUGCUUAACUUCUCAUCUAACGAAAUCUCCGGCGAAAUACCUUCGAGUUUUGGAGAUCUGGAGAGUCUGGAGACCAUGGAUUUGUCGAACAAUAAGCUAUCCGGUUCGAUUCCUAAAACGUUUUCAAAGCUGAAAGAACUAGGGAUACUGGAACUGAGCAAUAACGAGCUCGUUGGUCGAAUUCCGGCAGGGGGACAAAUGAACACGAUGGUUGAUCCGAAAAUCUAUGCGAAUAAUAGCGGACUGUGUGGAGUACAAAUUCAGGUGAGAUGUCCCGGAGAAGACGAUAGGACGGCGCCUGACGGGGGGAAGGAUGAAGAAGAGAAGGAAUCAUGGUUUGCGUGGGAAGCAACUGCAAUUGGAUUUCCGGUUGGCUUUUUCGCAUCAAUCGGUGUUGUAUAUUUCACCGGAAUUGCUCUGCCUGUUCCCUGUUUCGCCGGCCGGAAAACUCAACGAACUCAAAGGCGUCGCCGACCUUAAGUAAAUUAGCCUGAGUUAUUAUUAUUAUUAUUAUUAUUAUUAUUAAAAACAUAUAUUUUAUAAUAAAAAUUAUUAGAAUGAA
Messenger RNA from Impatiens glandulifera, 2553 nucleotides. RefSeq names its product receptor-like protein 46. NCBI's taxonomy places the organism in Eukaryota, Viridiplantae, Streptophyta, Magnoliopsida, Ericales, Balsaminaceae. The record is from RefSeq and is a predicted model, not a curated record. Gene Ontology annotation, molecular function: protein binding. The coding region runs from base 6 to 2471 and encodes 821 amino acids. Gene Ontology annotation, cellular component: plasma membrane. The transcript has a single exon.